Molecule: messenger RNA, 834 nt
Organism: Ilyonectria robusta
Lineage: Eukaryota; Fungi; Ascomycota; Sordariomycetes; Hypocreales; Nectriaceae
Exons: 2
Coding region: 1-834 (277 amino acids)
Biological process (GO): regulation of DNA-templated transcription
Molecular function (GO): DNA-binding transcription factor activity
Source: RefSeq, a predicted model, not a curated record
AUGCCGCAACAGUCGGCAGUGAUCAGUCGGGCGGACGACUGGACAGGGGUCAGCGACCCUGUAACACGAAGGAGACUACAAAACCGCCUUGCUCAGAGAACUUACAGGAAGAAGCAACGUCAAGUUAGACACUUCGAGCAUCAACCCAGCAGCCAUCCGGAACAUGAAUCCCAAGACACUGACAGCAUAGUUUUGCAUCUCACAAGAUUUAUCGAGCAACAAUUCCCUCCAGGCCGGGGCUGUUUUCUUGCUCUCCCAGGAGCACAGGCCCGGCUGAUCCAAUUCGCUGGACAAGCAUAUCAAGACUACAUGUUAGCAUCACCGCGGCCCGCCGUGAUGCAAACGUUAGUUCAGCUCAAUGUGUUGAAUGCCCUCAACCGGAACGCGGCUGUCUUGGGCAUCACCAUGGCAUCGCUAUGCGCCGAAGACAGCGUUUCGCCUUUCAACCACAGCGGUCCACGCAAACCGGACGACCCUCUUCCACCCCCAAGUCUUCAGCCUACUGCGCUGCAAAUGUCUGUACACCAUCAUCCAUGGAUCGAUCUAUUCCCGCUCCCCGAGAUGAGGGACAGCUUCAUUCGCAUUUGUGGCAGUGCUGAGGAAGACGAAUUGUGUGUCGAUCUCGUUGAUGUCGAAGAAAAUGACCGCGAAAAGCCUAACUUAAUUGUCUGGGGUGAUCAUUCUGAUCCUCGGGCCUGGGAAGCUACUGUACCGUUUCUACGCAAGUGGGGUUGGGUUGUCCGGGAAUGCCGAGUACUGCUUGAUUCUACGAAUUAUUGGCGUGAAAAAAGAGGAGAGAAGCGGCUGAUUUUUCACGGACAGUCUGAUGCUUGA